AUGGAGGAAUCCAGAUCACAACCUGAAAGGUUAGCUCAUGGUUUUCUUCGGUGGGGACCUUUAGAAUAUUCACUUGCCCUUGAGUCACUUUAUCAGAGUCACUUUAUCCCUGAUAAGCAAGAACACAAGCACCAGGGAAACACAAAACGCGGAGGGCCAAGGCAACAGAUCAGAAUAAAAAAUUGGUGGAGAAGAGAAGAAAAAGAGACAAAAAACUUAUCGAGGUUCACCCCAAGAAACCAGGGCUACGUCCUCGUUGAGCUCGCCUCAGAGACUGCUCAGAUUUGCACUAUUCGAAAGCUCCUUUACAGCAACAAUGGUGAUUCCAAGUCACAGGUCCGAUUGGGCUCCCAAAGGUUAGACUUGACGAUCGGAGAAGGGGAAGGAGAAAACGCUGAGCAAGGCAACCAAUUUUUUAGGAAACAACCUCAAAGAAAGCGAAGGGGUUUUCUCAGCGGGGACACCGACAACCAUAUCUCUGACGUGAUCAUGGAUUACCCAUUCAUCCUCGUUCCCAACAGGCAAAAGUAUGUACAUAGGGUAUCCCAAUGGUUUGGAACAUGCCACAAGAGCAUGAUUUUGUGGCCAAGUUCACCUCACCAUCACCAUCACCAUUACCAUCGACCACAAGAAAUUCGUGAUAACCAAGAACUUGGAGAUCUAAAUAAAUUGUUUUAUCACCUAUUUGCUUCAAAUCAUUUUCCAUCUCAGGUGAUAACACAGUUGUUGCUUUUGCAGCUCUUUCACGUUUAUCUGCAAACCAAGAUUGAAGAGUGAAUCUUAUGAAUUCAAGAAAAGUAGCGACUAGAAAGCUCCUUGUCUCCUUGGUCUUAUUGUUAAAACUUUCUGCGUAGUUACUCGUCAUGAUAUUGUAUCGGUUACCAUGAAAAUAAGUACUACUCCACCUUUCAAAGUCAAUUCCCUCUAGAUAUUGAGCAAUGGGCGGAUCAAUUACCUUAAUCUUGUCAAAGAAUUUGUGAAAUUCCGUUCUUCGAAAUGUGUACGCUGCACAUCCCAUGAUGUCUUGCACGUGGUUAGUUUUGAAUUUUGCCACAACAUUUAUACAGAUAUGAUGGUAACAUGUACCGUGAUACGCAUUUGGGAACACAAGCUCCAAAGCAUGAUUAAUGCUUUUAUACCUGUCCGAUACAAAAGCAAG
Molecule: messenger RNA, 1159 nt
Organism: Humulus lupulus (European hop)
Lineage: Eukaryota; Viridiplantae; Streptophyta; Magnoliopsida; Rosales; Cannabaceae
Exons: 7
Coding region: 1-777 (258 amino acids)
Source: RefSeq, a predicted model, not a curated record